Messenger RNA from Drosophila kikkawai, 1074 nucleotides. RefSeq lists its product as uncharacterized. NCBI's taxonomy places the organism in Eukaryota, Metazoa, Arthropoda, Insecta, Diptera, Drosophilidae. The record is from RefSeq and is a predicted model, not a curated record.
AUGCAUCUAGGUCUGUUGAUCCUCUUCAGCUUUGCGCUGCUCCAAGUGGAGGCCAAUCAUACCGAACUAAACCAUGUGCUGGAACGGGUAUUCUCUCGGCGGAAGCGCUUUGUACUAUUUCCACCUGGUUCCAAUUUGAAGUUCACAGGACAGCUAAGCAAGGGCCUCAUCUCGGCCUAUCCCAAAGGUGUGAACAUGAACAUCGAGCAGGCCUGCUAUUAUCCAGUGCCCACAAAGCGCGAGGAUGUCUAUCCUAAGCGAUAUCGCCAAAGGACCACCACCACGGAGAAACCAAAAACCACAACGGAACCCACUUAUGUCUGGAUACCGGGCACCAAUUGGCGUUUCAAAGCCACGCCCCUGAAGAAACCCAAUCCGAUUAGGCUGCACCAUCGUAUUGAUGUGAGGCCCCCGAAGCCAUCAUCGUAUGCUGAUCCUGGCAAGUGGGCUAAAUGGUCGAAGUAUGGCGAACAAUAUCAAGGAAAGUGGUCACCCGCUAAGCACAACUAUGAGAAGUACACUCAACCCGGCAGAUGGAGCAAGUGGACAACGGAGUCGCCCAAGUGGUCGAAACGCUGGUACAGAUCGGCUAAUGGAGAGUACUAUGAUCCCGAGGUGGAACCUUAUGAUGAUGUCAGGUCUGUGUCACGGCAGUACGAUCCCUAUGAUCCCGACAUGGCGCUACAUGAGCCGGCACACUAUCCGGAAUUAGACCACAUCGACGACUCGCGGCAUUACAAUGGCCACCGCGAUCGCAGGCAAUUGUUCGAGCACUUUGAUGGCUUCAGCAAGCUCCUGGGAAUCGAUGCCAAGGCCUGUGUCCUGAGAGCCAUUUGUGAUAGCAAACGACUGCUUCUGCCUAGAGGAUAUUCCAUGAUUCAAGAUAUCGUGCGGUUGGUUUUUACCUUGCCCACCUUAUCCGGCGUGGAGGAUGACUACUCCCGCAUCAUGCACAUGGAUGCUGAUGACUGCGACCGCCAGUUUCGGGACUCCUGCAAGCUUAACCUACUUGCCUGGCUUAUCGGUGGCGGCAAAUGGAAUUAAAUUGUAAUAAAAAACAAGUUUUCGAAGGGA